Manihot esculenta (cassava) is the source of this 1018-nucleotide messenger RNA. RefSeq names its product cell wall / vacuolar inhibitor of fructosidase 1. The record is from RefSeq and is a predicted model, not a curated record. The transcript has a single exon. NCBI's taxonomy places the organism in Eukaryota, Viridiplantae, Streptophyta, Magnoliopsida, Malpighiales, Euphorbiaceae. Bases 279 to 806 code for a protein of 175 amino acids. Gene Ontology annotation, biological process: negative regulation of catalytic activity. Gene Ontology annotation, molecular function: enzyme inhibitor activity.
UUAGUGAUCUGAAUUUUUUUAAAAAAAUAUAUAUAUUUGCUUCCAAAUGAUAAAAACUAAGAUAUGGUCAGAAACCCAAAAAACUAACCCAUAAAUGUGAAUGCAAUUCCCUUUUCGAACUACCAAAAGUUGGUAGCAGAAACUGCCCACAGUUUUUGUAACAUUAUUUGAGUUCAUGUCUCUUAUAUUAAUGGCUUCUUGCUAAACCAUUCCCAGUUUCCAACAAAAGCUUCAUUUCCUUCAGCCUCCAACUAACCAAUCUUUCCUUUCUGCAAGACAUGAAAUCCUCUGUUUCUUCUCCACCCAUCAUUCUUCUUUGUAUUCUUCUUCUUUCUACUUCCCUACCCCUGCUCCAAUCUUCUGAUCUCAUACAGCAAAUAUGCAAGAAAACACCCUUUUAUGACCUCUGCGUCUCCUCUCUCACCCCUCAGAACCCCAUCACAGAUGUCAAAGCUCUGGCCUCUACAAUCACUACUCUUGUUCUCUCCAAUGCAACUGAUACCUUGAGCUAUAUCCAAGAGCUUAUCAAGCAAGGAGCAGAUACCCAGCUGCAGAAACCUUUGGCCAAUUGUGCUGAAUUGUAUAUUCCAGUUGUUAAGUAUAAUCUUCCUCAAGCCAUCGAUGCUUUGCUAAGAGGUCAGUUUGGAUUCACCAGCUACUUAUUAUCGGAUGCAGGCAAACAAGCUAAGGACUGUGAAAAGAACUUCUCUGGCUCAGAUCAGUCCCCCUUAACAGAAAGGAACAAGCUCGUCAGCAAUCUCUGUGACGUUGCUGUGGCCAUUCUGAAGUUAUUGCAGAAGGGUUGAUUCUUGUAUUUUGUUAUUUUGCAGGACUUUAUAAGUAAUUAAUUAAACUACAUCUUCUCCAUGCCUCUGCCUAAGAUGUUGUACUUGGAGCAGUAGUUUCAAACAAUUUCGCAUCUUUAAGGUUUAUUAUCUUCUCAACUUAGCAUAUUCUUGUAAUUGGAUUCCAGAAGUGCAUUUUUACUGCUAAGAAUUUAAGACUCUGUUUAUUUGAA